Grus americana (Whooping crane) is the source of this 9053-nucleotide messenger RNA. RefSeq names its product golgi brefeldin A resistant guanine nucleotide exchange factor 1 (gene GBF1). NCBI's taxonomy places the organism in Eukaryota, Metazoa, Chordata, Aves, Gruiformes, Gruidae. Gene Ontology annotation, molecular function: guanyl-nucleotide exchange factor activity. Bases 1906 to 7671 code for a protein of 1921 amino acids. Gene Ontology annotation, biological process: regulation of ARF protein signal transduction. The record is from RefSeq and is a predicted model, not a curated record. The transcript is spliced from 44 exons.
GCGUACGUUAUGAGUUCAGCUGGUAUUUAGUUUCAACAGUAUGAAAUAAUUGGAAAAGAAAAUCCCCCUCUCCAUAUUUUCCUUAGGUUGCAUUUUUACUCUGCAGUUCUGACAGGUAAAUGUGAGUUGCCUUCUUUUCUUGAUUCCCAGGUACUAUCUGACUGUUGCAACUAAACAUGGAGAGUUGCAGAGAAGCCUGUCCCACCUUCCUUUCUGAUGUGCCACAACUGUCAUCUUACUGUUGCUUAUCUUUUGAAGGGCCUUCAUAAUUGCCCAGAAUUUUGACGUCACUGGACUGCACAGUUCCUUGUCGUACUUAUAAAUCAAUACUUUUCUAUUAUUUUUGUCCAGGCAUUGGGAGCUAGCCUUUGGAGAAACAUCCUGAGUUCUCUGAACUUUUACUACCUGUGAUGUUUAUUGCAGAGCAGUUAUUACAUGAAAAACCCAAGCAAGUUAAAUUUCCUGAUAGACGUUGAUGUACCUUCCAUGUGCAGUUUAGAAGAAAGAAAAGGAGCUUUUUCAUUGUCCUCUGGGCUUCUGGGUAGCCUGGCUAGCUCUGAGUUAGGCAGGAAUUGUUUGUGAUUCAUGGACCGAAGUGUGUUGUACGUUCUGUUUUGGUAGCAGUGUAUUGUAUCCGGACUUGAGUGACCAAAUCUAGGUCAAAGACCAUAUAGAUUAUUCAUGCAUUAUCAUAAACAGUGCAAAUUUAGGUCAACAGAAGCUUACUGUGAAAUACUACCUUUCUUGCAUAUGUAGUGAUUAUGUUGGUUUUUUUUAUUACUAUUUAUUGGAGUAGUUUCACCGGGUUUGAGUCAGUUAACCAUAGCUGAAGGCUAAAGUUAGUGAUAGGAAGAAGUGACUUGAUGGAAGUCUGCCAGACUUUGUCACUUCUGAUGCUAACUCUUACUUGUUUCCAGAAGAGUUGCAGACGUUUCCCUGCAGGGGAGGGAGUUUUCCCUAAAAGUGUACCUGAGACUGUAAUACCCAGGAAAAAUUUGGGUUCCUAUGCACGGGGAUGUUUUGAGCUGGUGUAUUCCGAGGUUGAGCAGUGGAGUGUUCAGUGCACGUGCGGAACAUCAUUUGCAGAUGUAAAUCUUGUCAGUGUUUUUAUAUGAAGAUUUCACAUCUGAUACUAUUUCAGAAUAGUCUCAGAAUAGUGAUAAUUACUGUCCAUAGGACAUUGCUGAAGGCUUUGAGAAACAUAUGAAUGUUAGCUUUUGCUCUUUUAUGACAUGCUCAGGCAUCUACCUUCUUCUACUCAUAGUGUUCCUAACCUUGUUAGCGGCAAGGCUGUGAAUGCUAACAGCUUCCCUGUUUCUCCUGGUGGGCUGGGUAGCUGCAUUGCCUUGGUUUGGAACUGUCAUUUGCACUGUGCUGCCUGUCAAAUUUCUGUGCAGGAGAAAAAUCUGAGGACUGAUUUGCAGAUUUAAGCACAUGUAUGAACCUAUCAUGAGAAAGAAACAGGAAUUUAUGUAGGACUAACUGAAGAGAUUAGGAGCUAAAAAGCAUUUGAAAUUUAAUAGGUGUCUUUUCUGUUUUUUCCGCAUAAUUCAAGACCACAGAGCUUAAUCCAUUUGUUUCUGUACCGAGUCCGUUAUCUUGUAUUUGAUUAAAGAUUGCUUUCAAGAAAGGCAUCCAGCCUUGUUCCAAAGACAUCGAGGUAUCGGAACCAUGGCUUUGCCAGGGAGGUCGUUUCAACUUUUAUAAUGAUCUUCAGCAUUGGUAGUUCUGUUAACCUGUCCAACCAACAGUUACACAGUAUCCCGCUCUUCGGACCAUACCUUUGUUAAAAGUAGAGGAAAAGAAAUAGGAGUCCUACAAGCAGAUUCAGUGAGUCCUGAAGCAAAUUAGUCUCUUUCACUGGGAGGAUAUUUGUAUAUUUGAAGUGUUGCUGAUAAUUCAAACAUGUUAAUUAAUGUGAAGCCUGACAGAUCCAGGAUAAUUGUCAAGAUGGUGGAUAAGAACAUUUACAUUGUACAAGGUGAAAUCAACGCCGUGGUGGGAGCCAUAAAGCGUAAUGCCCGAUGGAGCACUCACACGCAUCUGGAUGAAGAAAGAGAUCCCCUGCUGCAUAGCUUUAGCCUCUUAAAAGAAGUGCUGAAUAAUAUAACAGAGCUAUCUGAAAUUGAACCCAACGUCUUUCUUCGGCCUUUCCUGGAAGUAAUCCGUUCUGAAGACACUACAGGCCCCAUAACUGGAUUGGCCCUCACCUCUGUGAAUAAGUUCCUCUCAUAUGCCCUAAUAGAUCCCAGCCAUGAGGGCACAGCAGAGGGGAUGGAGAACAUGGCAGAUGCUGUCACUCAUGCCCGAUUUGUGGGCACGGAUCAUGCGAGUGAUGAGGUUGUCCUGAUGAAAAUCCUACAGGUUUUGAGGACCUUGCUGCUCACUCCAGUGGGAGCCCGCCUCACCAAUGAAUCUGUGUGUGAGAUCAUGCAGUCCUGUUUCCGCAUAUGCUUUGAAAUGAGACUUAGCGAGUUAUUGAGAAAAUCUGCAGAGCACACUCUGGUCGACAUGGUGCAGCUGCUCUUCACAAGGUUGCCUCAGUUUAAAGAAGAGCCUAAAAGCUACAUGGGAACUAACAUGAAGAAGAUCUCUUCAUGUCUCCUCAACAAACUGGAGCUAAGUAGUGGGGAACAGCCCAAAGCCCUGAACCAAUUAGAGAGGGUAUUGCUCUUUAAGAACCUGAAGGCUUACAGUAUCUUAUGGAAAAACAAACGAGUGCAGUUGAAAAUGAGAGCUGGAGGAAUGAGUGAAUCAUCAAAAUGGAAAAAGCAGAAGAGAUCACCAAGGCCUCCUCGCCAUGUAACUAAGGCCUCUCCUGGAACAGAACAACCAGCAACCAAUGCUAGUAACAUCGCAGCAAGCGGAGUUACUUUCAUAGAUGCUCCUUCUCCCAGCUCCUCUGGGAGCUCAGAAAAUGUUUCAUCUGUGGUCAGUCCUGCUACAGACAGUGGUUUGGAGUUGUCCUCACAGACUACCUCCAAGGAAGACCUGACAGACUUGGACCAAGCUACUUCUUUGGGACUUAAUGCAGGAAUGCCUUCAAAUGAGGCCAAAGUCACUGAAAAUCAAAAUCAACCCGAACUCCAGAAUGAAAGUCUGAGGGAGGAGAAGAUCCAGUCAGCAUCUGUCGAGUCUAUCCCUGAGGUCCUAGAGGAGUGCACAUGUGUAGCAGAACAUUCUGACUCUGCCUCAGUUCAUGACAUGGACUAUGUAAAUCCCCGAGGAGUGCGUUUUACUCAGUCUUCCCAAAAAGAAGGAGCAGCACUGGUCCCAUAUGGACUACCAUGUAUUAGAGAACUGUUCCGCUUUCUUAUCUCGCUCACCAACCCUCAUGACCGCCACAACUCUGAGGUGAUGAUCCACAUGGGGCUGCAGCUGCUAACUGUUGCCCUGGAGUCAGCACCCAUUGCAAACUGCCAGUCCCUCUUGGGACUUGUUAAAGAGGAAUUGUGCCGGCACCUAUUUCAACUACUGAGUGUGGAACGGAUCAAUCUGUAUGCAACCUCCCUCAGGGUGUGCUUUCUUCUCUUUGAGAGCAUGAGAGAGCAUCUGAAAUUCCAGCUGGAGAUGUAUAUCAAGAAGCUGAUGGAAAUAAUCACUGUGGAAAACCCAAAGAUGCCCUAUGAAAUGAAGGAGAUGGCUUUGGAAGCCAUUGUUCAGCUGUGGAGGAUUCCCAGUUUCGUGACCGAGCUCUACAUUAACUACGACUGUGACUACUACUGUGCCAACCUCUUCGAGGAGCUCACCAAGCUGCUGUCCAAGAAUGCCUUCCCAGUUUCUGGACAGCUGUAUACUGUCCAUCUGCUGUCUCUGGAAGCAUUACUGACAGUGAUAGAUAGCACUGAGGCACAUUGCCAGGCCAAAGUGCUGAGUAGCGUACAUCAACAAGAGAAAGAAGUUGUGAAAUCCAGCCCAGAAACCAUGAACAGCACCAAAGAAACAAGCAAUAAUAAUGAGAGAGUACUCGGUGAGGGAAAAUCUUCCAGUACAGUCUCAGAGCCAGCUGGGGCAUGUCCUCCCACCAGUGGGUGCCUUAUGGCUGACCAGAUGAAGGAGGGCUGCAUGGAAUUGGAAGGAGGAAGUGAGGCAGCUGAGAAGAGCAUCCCCAGGAAGCCUACUCGAUUUUCUUGUAUCCUUCCAAGUCCUCAGGAACUUACGCAGAUUAAGAACAAAAAGAAGCUCCUGAUAACUGGCACAGAGCAGUUCAACCAAAAGCCAAAGAAAGGGAUACAGUUUCUGCAGGAGAAGAACCUUCUUGCCACCCCCAUCGACAACAAUGAGGUGGCCAGGUGGCUACGGGAAAAUCCUCGCCUGGACAAAAAGAUGAUUGGGGAAUUUGUGAGUGACCGUAAGAACAUAGACUUGCUGGAAAGCUUUGUUGGGACUUUCAGCUUCCAAGGUUUAAGGCUGGAUGAAGCUUUACGACUUUAUCUAGAGGCCUUUAGAUUACCAGGAGAGGCACCCGUAAUCCAGAGACUGUUGGAAGCCUUCACAGAACAUUGGAGGAAAUCAAAUGGGUCCCCAUUUGCUAAUAGCGAUGCCUGUUUUGCCCUGGCCUAUGCAGUUAUUAUGCUGAACACUGACCAGCACAACCAUAAUGUCCGCAAGCAGAACGUCCCAAUGACUCUGGAGGAGUUUCGGAAGAACUUGAAAGGUGUGAAUGGAGGCAAAGACUUUGAACAGGACAUAUUGGAGGACAUGUACCAUGCCAUCAAAAAUGAUGAGAUAGUGAUGCCAGAAGAACAGACUGGCCUUGUGAAGGAAAACUAUAUCUGGAAUGUCCUGCUACAUCGUGGUGCCACUGAUGAGGGAAUAUUUCUUCAUGUGCCUCCUGGAAGCUAUGACCAUGAUCUCUUCACCAUGACAUGGGGGCCAACCAUUGCAGCGCUUUCUUAUGUUUUUGACAAGAGCUUAGAAGAAACAAUCAUCCAGAAAGCUAUCUCUGGUUUCAGGAAAUGUGCAAUGAUUUCUGCUCACUAUGGCCUUAGUGAUGUGUUUGACAAUCUCAUAAUUUCUCUCUGCAAGUUUACAGCCCUCAGCAGUGAGUCUAUUGAGAACCUGCCCACUGUUUUUGGAAGUAAUCCCAAGGCCCACAUUGCAGCAAAGACUGUGUUUCACUUGGCCCAUCGCCAUGGUGACAUUCUGCGGGAGGGAUGGAAAAACAUCAUGGAGGCCAUGCUACAGCUUUUCCGAGCAGAGCUGCUGCCCAAGGCCAUGGUGGAGGUUGAAGACUUUGUGGAUCCUAAUGGCAAAAUCUAUCUGCAACGUGAGGAGACACCAUCUAACCGUGGUGAAUCUACAGUGCUGAGUUUUGUUAGCUGGCUCACCCUCAGUGGGACAGAGCAAUCUGGUAUGAGGGGGCCAUCUACAGAGACACAGGAGGCAAAGCGAGCAGCUCUGGAAUGCAUAAAGCAAUGUGAUCCUGAGAAGUUGAUCACAGAAAGCAAAUUCCUCCAGCUUGAAUCCCUCCAGGAGCUCAUGAAGGCUCUAAUCUCUGUGACUCCUGAUGAGGAGACAUAUGAUGAAGAGGAUGCUGCCUUCUGCUUGGAGAUGCUUCUGAGGAUUGUGCUAGAGAAUAGGGAUCGUGUGACCUGUGUCUGGCAAACUGUCCGAGACCACCUCUAUCAUCUCUGUGUCCAUGCGAUGGAGUUCUGCUUCUUGGUGGAGAGGGCAGUGGUGGGGCUGCUGAGACUGGCAAUUCGGCUCCUUCGUCGGGAAGAAAUCAGUGUGCAGGUUCUCCUCUCACUACGUAUCCUGCUCAUGAUGAAGCCAAAUGUGCUGUCCAGAGUUAGCCAUGAGGUUGCCUAUGGCCUCCAUGAACUCCUGAAGACCAAUGCUGCCAACAUUCACUCCGGGGAUGACUGGUACACGCUCUUCACCCUCCUGGAGUGUAUUGGGUCUGGGGUGAAGCCGCCUGCAGCCCUACAGGUUACAGCAAGGGCAGAUAACGACACAGGUGCUCAGUCAGACAGCGAGGUCUCUUCCUCCUAUCAUCCAAGUGACAUGAGCCUGGACCGUGGCUACACCUCUGAUUCGGAGGUGUACACAGACCACGGGAAGCCAGGCAAGAUGCAUCGCUCAGUGACAGAUGUGGAUGUCAUGAACAGUGGCUGGCUAGUGGUGGGAAAAGAUGACAUCGACACCUCCAGAUCCACUGCUGGGCUCAGCAGGCUGGGGCCGUCUCCUCUCGUCAACCAGUACAGCCUGACUGUGGGGCUGGAUUUGGGCCCACAUGACACAAAGUCUCUCAUGAAGUGCGUAGAGUCCCUGUCCUUCAUCGUGCGAGAUGCUGCCCACGUUACACCUGAGAACUUCGAGCUCUGCGUCAAAACCAUCCGCAUCUUUGUGGAGGCGAGCUUGAAUGGGGGCUACAAGUCCCAGGAGAAGAGGGGGAAGAGCCACAGGUAUGACAGUAAAUCCAGUCGGUUAAAAAAAAAGCCGAAGGAGAGCUCCACACGGCGAUCACGGGUCUUGAGCCAGCACCAGGCACACACACACAGUGAUGAGGACGAGGAUGAGAACAUCCCUGCCAGCUACCACACUGUGUCUUUACAGGUUAGUCAGGACCUCCUGGACCUCAUGCACACCUUGCACACACGAGCGGCCACCAUCUACAGCUCCUGGGCAGAGGAGCAACGCCAUCUAGAGACAGCAGGGAGGAAAAUCGAAGCAGAUUCCCGAACACUGUGGUCCAACUGCUGGUGUCCUUUGCUACAGGGUAUUGCCUGGCUGUGCUGUGAUGCCCGACGCCAGGUACGGAUGCAGGCACUCACUUACUUGCAGCGGGCCCUCCUGGUACAUGACUUGCAGGCCCUGGAUGCCCUGGAAUGGGAGUCCUGCUUCAACAAGGUGCUGUUCCCUCUGCUAACCAAGCUACUAGAGAACAUCAGUCCAGCUGACGUUGGUGGGAUGGAAGAAACUAGGAUGAGAGCCUCAACACUACUCUCCAAGGUGUUCCUACAGCAUCUUUCCCCACUGCUCUCACUGACCACCUUUGCUGCCCUGUGGCUGACAAUCCUGGACUUUAUGGACAAAUACAUGCAUGCUGGCUCCAGUGACUUAUUGCUGGAGGCCAUCCCAGAGUCUCUGAAGAAUAUGCUGCUUGUAAUGGAUACGGCUGGAAUAUUCCACAGUGCUGACUCACGGACAGGAUACUCAGAUCUCUGGGAGAUCACCUGGGAGCGGAUUGACUGUUUCUUACCUAGGCUGCGGGAUGAGCUCUUCAAACAGACAGUCAUCCAAGAUCCUGUCCCCAGCACAUCAAUGGAGCAGCAGCAUCAGAAAUCGAUAGCGUCUGCCCUGCCCCCUUCUCCUGCUGGGGAUGUGAGACCAACCACCCAUCUGGCUACUUUGGAAAAGCCCUGUGAACUGGGUGCCACUGAGUCUGAGAGAGCCACUGCACCUGCCUCACCCAGUAUCAGCACCUCUGCCUCUUCUUCUUUCCCAGCAUCAGCUCCAACAAAGACAAGCCCGGUUACAGACAUACCUCCUACGACAGCACAGCCACCACUCAUCCUGCAGCCUCUUGCCUCUCCCCUGCAGGUUGGGGUGCCACCUAUGACUCUGCCAAUCAUUCUCAACCCAGCCCUAAUUGAAGCCACCUCUCCUGUUCCCCUCCUAGCUACUCCACGGCCCACUGACCCCAUGACAACCUCUGAAGUCAAUUAGUUUGAGGGUGUCUGAGAACUGUCUGCUGAGGAAGCUCUGUAGGUGGAGGAUGCUGGCCAAAUGUUCUCUGGUAGUGGGCAUGUUUGUUUUAGAAGAUGAUGCUAACCUGAGCAGAAGGGCUGCUGUCACAAUCCCCCUGGAGCACAUCACGUUUUGCUCCCUUCUUGUGGCAACCACCUAGAAAUCCACCUAGAAAUCCCUGUCUUCUUGGAGGGUUGCCCGGUUCCACUGACCAGUCUUCUUCCUGCCUUCACUAUCUCAGGGGCCAGGCAACACCCGCACCCAGCAGUCUGGGACCAAGCUGCCACCAGUUCAUCUGGUGAAGAGGGAAAACUCUUUGAUGUCACACCAGAGAGGGGCUGCAGUACAGGACUGCCUCUCAGAUUAUUCAGUCCAGUCCCUGGACAAUUCCCCAGCUGUUCCCUCGCUUUUCUGCCCAUGCUUCUGGUUGCACUGCUUUGUGUGGGCUCCAGGCAUGUCUGGGUUCAGCCGGUUGAGAAUUUGUGUAGAAACGUGGAUUGCUUACAGUGCAGCUCCCAGCUUACUACGUAGGGCUUCUUGUCUGCUAUGGCCACAUGCUUUCCUUCUGCACCACGGAUCAUGGCAAUCCCUGUGCCAGAGGGAGUAGGGAGCUGGGGAGCCUGGUAUGGGCAGCACUGCUUUCCUCCCUCCUCCUGUAAUGUAAUCAAGCUUUCUGGUUGGAGGGAGCAAAUUCAGAAGGCUCUGCCUUGUUGAGCAGAUGAGAAGGAAAUGCAGAGUCCUGUGAGCUGAGAGCAGAGCACCAUGCCCAUGUCCCAGACAGGGAGCCCCUCCCCAGGGGUGCACAGCAGUGCUAUGUUGUCCGCCACUUGCUAUGUUGGCCUCUUAGUGUCCAGCCCCAUUCCGCAGGAGAACACCCCCUUCAGCUAGAGAAGAUGUGGGGAUCUGUGGCUGACAGAUGCCUGGCAAGUCUGCUGUGUUUUCUUGUGGAAGCUCUGCAGAGAUUGCAGCCUUCCGCAUCUUCUAAUUGUUGGGAGCCCACCUCCUUCUCCACCUAGAACGCCCUUGCAGCCAAAGCCCUGGUAGUCAUUAUUGUGCUUCUGCCUUGCAGCAAGGAUGUCCUGCUCUUCCCACCCCCUUAUGCCCAGAGCAGAGCUUGCUGCCUGGCAAGCACUGCAUCUCCGUUCUUCCUCCUCUCUUGAUUAGUUGGCAAAAUUCUCCAUAAUAUCAACCUUGGGAAUCCCAGUGGUGACUGGGAGGGGUACAGGCGGGACUCCAACCCAGUGUGUACUGUACUGAGGAACCUACAGUUGGGGUGGGAGUACAACCAGUGUACAUAUAGAGUAAAUGGCUACAAAUCUAAUGGACUUUUUACAGUGUAAUAAAUACAUCCUGUAAAUGAA